AUGGCAUCACAAAAGCUCCUUUCGUUGCUCCUCAUCGGAAUCUUCUGCCUGGCUCUGGUCAAUAAAUCCAACGCUGAGUGCUGCACUUCCAAGGAGGAAGUGAUCUACAGGACUUCCAACGGAAAUUGCGAGGAUGUCGGAGGAAUUGAUGUAGGUUCGAACAUCUGCCAAGUCUACAUCUGCCCGGACGGGUUCCCUCUGGUGGGAACAUAUUGCGGUAAAGGUUCUUGCAACAUUUUCGGCUGCAACUGCGAUGGCGGAUGUCUGAUUGGCGACUGGAGCCGGAGCUUCGUGCAAAACUACCAGGAAUACGGAAUCUCAGUUCUUCGAGCUACCAGAACCCCAUUAUAA
Drosophila ficusphila is the source of this 351-nucleotide messenger RNA. RefSeq names its product protein Diedel-like. The coding region runs from base 1 to 351 and encodes 116 amino acids. NCBI's taxonomy places the organism in Eukaryota, Metazoa, Arthropoda, Insecta, Diptera, Drosophilidae. The record is from RefSeq and is a predicted model, not a curated record. The transcript has a single exon.